This is a messenger RNA of Drosophila eugracilis, 710 nucleotides long. RefSeq lists its product as uncharacterized. The coding region runs from base 139 to 537 and encodes 132 amino acids. The record is from RefSeq and is a predicted model, not a curated record. The transcript has 2 exons. Gene Ontology annotation, cellular component: endomembrane system. Lineage: Eukaryota; Metazoa; Arthropoda; Insecta; Diptera; Drosophilidae.
UCUUUACUGUUUAUAAGUAUUUAGCCCAGGUUGGCAGCCCCACCAUCUGUUUUCUUUUGCUAAAAUUGAAUUGAACGCCGCUAAAUGUUUGUUUAGUGUUAAUUCGGCACUCGGUCAAGAUCGGCCUGUUGACCAAAUAUGCAGCCCACCAAAACGGAUUCACGGCUUCGUCUAAAUGCUGGAGGUGGGAGUGCCCCGUCAACAGAUACUGGGGUAUAUGUGAAGGUUGUUGAGUCCCAAUGCGAGACCGAUGGAUUCGUCAAUGAGCAGUGGACAGAACCGGCGGUACCCGGCCCAGUUCCCUAUAAAACCAUUGCCAUCAUCCUAUUGCUUUUCAUUGGUGGAAUAAUCUGCAUUGCCUUCGCCACUCAUAGCUGGAUAACCGACACGAGCCGGGAGCGAUCGGAUCGUGUGUGGGCACUGGGCAUUAUCGGAGCACUGACCUUCAUCCCAGGAAGCUACUACGUGUACGUGCUCUCCUGCAUAAUGCUCAACCGCAACGGCUUCACCAUGGACGAGAUAAGAAGACUGGGCUGAGAAGGGCUAAUCAACCAAAUUGCAUGUUUCGUCAAAUAGAGUUUAUUGCGUUUACACACUACAGUUAUUCACACAUUUCAUUGGCAUAAUUUCUUUAGCAACAAUCUUAAUUUGUAAUUCAUAAUGAUACAUAUGUAUUGCCCCGGUAAUUGUAUAAAAAUAUUUUGUAAAUA